Puntigrus tetrazona (Sumatra barb) is the source of this 977-nucleotide messenger RNA. RefSeq names its product mitochondrial ribosomal protein S16 (gene mrps16). Gene Ontology annotation, molecular function: structural constituent of ribosome. The record is from RefSeq and is a predicted model, not a curated record. The transcript is spliced from 4 exons. Lineage: Eukaryota; Metazoa; Chordata; Actinopteri; Cypriniformes; Cyprinidae. Gene Ontology annotation, biological process: mitochondrial translation. Gene Ontology annotation, cellular component: ribosome; mitochondrial small ribosomal subunit. The coding region runs from base 175 to 573 and encodes 132 amino acids.
UCUUCCGUUGCGGCAGAAAAAGAUGUCUGCGCCCUUUUGAAUGUCAUGUUGUUGAUUGUUUCCAGGUAGUUGCGUGUGUUUAAGCGCUAUUACAUAAACGUUACGUUUACAUUGAAUAAUAUUAUAGUUGUAUGUUAAUGAAGUUACCGGAUUUCUAAGAGUUGUUUGUCAGUCAUGGUCCAUUUAUCUUCUUUCCUGCUCAAAAAAUAUCAGGGUGGGUAUGUGGUCAUCAGGUUGGCACUAGGAGGUGCCACUAACAGACCCUUCUACCGCAUUGUAGCUGCUUAUAAUAAACGGUCAAGAGAUGGCAAAUAUAUUGAGCAACUGGGCUCAUAUGACCCUCUCCCAAACAUACACAAUGAAAAACUUGUCGCCUUCAAUUACGAUAGAAUCAAGUACUGGAUUGCUUGUGGGGCUCAUACAACAAGACCGGUGGCCAAACUUCUAGGAUUGGCUGGAUUUUUCCCACUGCAUCCAAUGACAAUUACAGAAGCGGAGCGGAGACAAAAGAUGGCUUUCACAGAAGUUAAAACAGACAGUCAAGAACAAGCAGAGCAAAAGGAGGCGCUGUAAAUGCAAAAUAAAGUGUUCUCAGUAGUGGUGAUGUGGCAUUUUAUUUCAGAUGCUGCUUGAUUUAAAAUUUCAUUAUUACCCAAUACAGUAGAGCUUAGUUUGAAAGAUGAAGGGAUUUUUUUAAAUGAAAGUGAAUUUUAUAAUCAUUAAUCUGAUGCAAACACGUUAUCUGGAUCUGUUUGUUACUGGGAGCCAGUGAUUGGCUUACAAAAGAAUUUAAUAAAUGUUGUCUGAGGAACCUAGACUGAGAGUUGAAAUUAACAGUCUUCCUUGUUUAAUUUCAGGUCAUGUGAUAAAAACCUAUAAAUGUUACACAAUUGUGUAACUCCUUUACAGCAAACAAUGUACUGAUGUAUCUGUAUACACCCAUGUACCGGUAUUAAAUAAAUGUAAUAUGUAUCAGA